CUCGGGCGUUAGUUACAUAAGCUUGGAGGCGAGCGCUGGCACAUGGCGGCAGAGUCGCAUCUCCGCGCUCAUCUCCCGCGCCCGGGGGCGGGAUCUCGGCCACCCGGGGCGGGCCUGACUCGAGACCCCGACCCGUCGUGGUGUAACGGGACGAUGGAGACCUUUGUGGGGCGUUCCCCGCGGGCAGUGGCGGGCGCUCUGGGUCUCUCCUACGUUGGCAUGUGCUCCACAUGGUCCUGUGCUUGGCUCGGUGGAAGUAUGCAAGACUUAACAGCUCAAGUGACUAGUGAUCUCCUGCAUUUCCCAGAAGUGACUGUUGAAGCUCUUGGAGAAGAUGAGAUAACAUUAGAGUCCGUGCUUCGUGGAAAGUUUGCUGCAGGGAAAAAUGGACUAGCAUACUUAGCUUGUGGUCCACAACUUGAAGUUGUAAACUCUCUAACAGGAGAGCGGUUGUCUGCAUACAGAUUCAGUGGAGUAAAUGAACAAUCUCCUGUAGUCCUUGCAGUGAAAGAAUUCUCUUGGCAUAAAAGAACUGGAUUGUUAAUAGGAUUGGAAGAAGCCGACGGGAGCGUUCUGUGUCUUUAUGACCUUGGCAUAUCAAGAGUGGUCAAAGCAGUUGUUCUUCCUGGAAGGGUAACAGCUAUUGAACCUAUAAUUAAUCAUGGAGGAGCCAGUGCAAGUACUCAGCAUUUACAUCCGAGUCUUCGAUGGCUUUUUGGAGUGGCGGCUGUGGUAACUGAUGUUGGACAGAUCCUUCUUAUUGACCUAUGUUUGGAUGACUUGUCGUGCAGUCAAAACGAAGUAGAGGCCUCAGACCUUGAAGUUAUAACUGGUAUCCCAGCUGAGGUACCACAUAUCAGAGAGAGUGUGAUGAGAGAAGGCCGUCACCUGUGUUUCCAGUUAGUAAGCCCCUCAGGGACAGCCGUUUCUACUCUGAGUUACAUUAGCAGGACCAACCAGCUUGCCGUGGGCUUUUCAGAUGGCUACUUAGCACUUUGGAAUAUGAAAAGCAUGAAAAGAGAAUAUUAUACACAGUUAGAAGGUGGAAGGGUUCCUGUCUAUGCGGUUGUUUUUCAAGAACCUGAGAAUGAUCCUCGCAAUUGCUGUUACUUAUGGGCUGUUCAGUCCACACAAGAUAGUGAAGGGGAUGUUUUGAGUUUGCAUCUGCUUCAGCUGGCCUUUGGUGAUAGAAAAUGUUUGGCAUCAGGGCAAAUCUUAUAUGAGGGAUUAGAAUACUGCGAAGAAAGAUACACACUGGAUCUAGCGGGUGGCAUGUUCCCCUUAAGGGGACAGACUAGUAAUACUAAACUGUUGGGAUGCCAGAGUAUAGAGAGAUUCCCAUCUCAUGGUGACAGGGAAGAAAGUAUGAGAGAAGCUCUAUCCCCUGAUACUAGUGUUUCUGUCUUUACCUGGCAAGUGAAUAUAUAUGGGCAGGGAAAGCCUUCUGUGUACUUAGGACUUUUUGACAUAAAUCGGUGGUACCAUGCACAGAUGCCAGAUUCAUUAAGAUCAGGAGAAUCUCUACAUAAUUGCUCUUACUUUGCGUUGUGGUCAUUGGAUUCAGUUGUAAGUAGGACUUCUCCACAUCACAUCUUGGACAUACUAGUACAUGAGAGAAGUUUGAAUCGAGGGGUUUCUCCUUCAUACCCACCUCCAGAGCAGUUUUUUAACCCAAGUACUUUUAAUUUUGAUGCUACUUGUUUGUUAAACUCUGGAGUUAUCCAUGUAACUUGUGCUGGAUUUCAGAAGGAGACUUUGACAUUUUUAAAGAAGUCAGGACCAUCUCUCAAUGAAGUCAUUCCUGAUAGUUAUAAUCGAUGUCUUGUUGCUGGCCUUCUCUCACCAAGACUUAUUGACAUUCAGCCUUCCAGUUUAAGUCAAGAAGAACAGUUAGAAGCUGUAUUGUCAGCAGCAGUUCAGACAAGUUCCCUGGGACUCUUGACUGGCUCCAUCAGAACAUGGAUAACAGAAGAACAACCAAAUUCUGCUGCUAAUCUACGAUUUGUUCUUGAGUGGACAUGGAAUAAGGUGGUUCUCACAAAAGAAGAAUUUGACAGACUUUGUGCACCAUUGUUUGAUGGUUCAUGUCGAUUCAUCGAUCCACAAACCAUACAGUCUCUCCAGCAGUGCCAUUUACUUCUUAGCAACCUUAAUACCGUCUUAAGUUGUUUUGCAAUGGAGGCACAGGGCAUCACUGAAAGAGGAUUGGUGGACUUGAGCAAUAAGCAUAUGGUUACCCAACUUAUCUGUCAAUAUGCACAAAUGGUUCUGUGGUUUUCUCAUUCUGGGCUUUUACCUGAAGGCUUAGAUGAUGCUCUGCAGCUGUCAAGGCUACGCUACAACUACCCUGUUAUUCAGAACUACUAUACCAGUCGUCGGCAGAAGUGUGAACGCUCGCCCAGUGGGAAGUGGAGCCGUGAUUGCUUGAUGAUUGACGGAUUAGUUUCUCAACUAGGAGAUCAAGUCGAGAAGUUGUGGAAACGGGAUGAAGGAGGCACAGGAAAAUAUCCUCCUGCUAGCAUCCACGCACUACUCGACAUAUAUUUAUUAGACAACAUUACUGAAACAAGCAAACAUGCUAUUACCAUUUAUUUGCUACUCGAUAUUAUGUAUUCCUUUCCAAACAAAAUGGAUACUCCCAUCGAAUCUUUUCCAACUGCCUUUGCUAUUUCUUGGGGCCAAGUUAAGUUAGUUCAAGGAUUUUGGCUGCUAGAUCAUAAUGACUAUGAGAAUGGUCUAGAUCUUCUGUUUCACCCAGUUACUGCAAAACCUGUGUCGUGGCAGCAUUCAAAGAUCAUUGAAGCCUUUAUGAGUCAGGGAGAGCACAAACAGGCUCUCCGGUAUCUUCAGACAAUGAAGCCCACAGUGUCCAGUAGCAGUGAUGUCAUCCUUCACCUCACUGUUCUGCUUUUUAAUAGAUGCAUGGUUGAGGCCUGGAACUUACUGAGACAAAACUCAAACAGAGUGAAUAUAGAAGAACUAUUAAAGCACGCUUAUGAAGUUUGUCAGGAGAUGGGCUUAAUGGAGGAUUUACUGAAGCUACCAUUUACAGACACUGAACAGGAAUGUUUAGUGAAAUUUUUACAAUCCAGUACCGGUGUUCAGAAUCAGGAGUUCCUUCUAGUUCACCAUUUACAGCGUGCCAAUUAUAUUUCUGCCUUGAAACUAAACCAGACUCUGAAGAAUAAUCUGACGAGUGAUCGUGACCCACGUUUGCGGGAGAGAUCAGUGGCUCGAAAUUCUAUAUUAGACCAGUAUGGGAAAAUUUUACCUAGAGUCCAGAGAAAAUUAGCCGUUGAGCGAGCUAAGCCUUACCAUCUGUCAACAUCAUCAGUUUUUCAAGAAGUUUCGAGACCCAAACCAUUAUCAGCAUUUCCAAAGAAAGCCGUAACAGGAACAGUGUUAACAAGAUCUACUUUCAUCAGUAAUGUGUUGUCUAAAAUUGGAGAGGUGUGGGCAAGCCAUGAACCUAGAAAUGGCAUCUCACUUUACAAUAGUCCUAAAACAGAACAGCCAUCUCUUGUAAUACAUCCUUUCCCACAUCCGGAACUUCCUGAGGCAUUUGUUGGAACACCAAUUUCAAAAACAUCCCAGAGAAUUUCUAGAUUACUGGACUUGGUUGUUCAUCCUAUCCCCCAACCUUCUCAGUGUUUGGAGUUUAUUCACCAAAGUCCAACAAGAUCUCCUUUAUGUCUGCUAUCCAGUUCAUUGCCAUUAAGUUCACAGUUAAAAAGGCCACAUCAAAAUACCUCCAGGCCUUCAGAAUUACUUCUACUUGAAACUCCUCCUGUAGUUAAGAAAGCUAAAUCUUUGGCUCUGUCGGCUACUUCUUCUGGAUUU
This is a messenger RNA of Peromyscus eremicus (cactus mouse), 3840 nucleotides long. It is a transcript of the gene Ahctf1, whose product is annotated as AT-hook containing transcription factor 1. The record is from RefSeq and is a predicted model, not a curated record. The transcript is spliced from 28 exons. NCBI's taxonomy places the organism in Eukaryota, Metazoa, Chordata, Mammalia, Rodentia, Cricetidae. The annotation marks the transcript as partial.